CACUUUGAGGCCAGCCACAUGAAAACAAUGUGGGAGAAAUAUCCAGCAUGACGCACGAGAGGCCGCAGAUGGUUCAGCAGUGUGGAGCCCCCACCCUGCAUCGGCUGCGGUCUGAUUAAGUAACAAACAGAGCUAACAACGCGCACCAGAGCGCACGGCUGCAGCGACACCUCUUCAGACAGAAGGAAUUAAUUUUUUUUAACCUUUUAACCCUUUUUAAAAAAAAAAAAAAAUCUCUCUACCUCUCUAUACGUUUUAGAUCUCUUUAACUCACCACAUUUUUUCUCUGCGUUUUGGUUACCCGCAUUUAUGUAAUGAUAAAAUGGUUUUAUGCACACCUGACAUCGGCUCAGCUGUGAAGUAAUCUCACACUUUUGAUUGUUUUACCUCAGUUAAUUAUCUAACGAUCAGUGCAAUUUGCUGCAAUGCUCUCAGAAAAAGAGAGAAAGCUCAUUAACAGUAUAUUGGAAAGACUGACUCCUGUGGCCGAGGAUAUUGGUUCAGAAGCGCUUCGUAGGAUGUUCGUCACAUUCCCGGGUACCAAGACAUACUUUUCCCAUCUCGACAUCAGUGAACGCUCCCCUCACCUGCUCUCCCACGGGAAGAAGAUCGUCCUGGCCAUAGCAGAGGGAGCUAGAGAUAUCAGCCAUCUGACUGUCACCUUGGGUCCUCUGCAAACUCUGCACGCCUACAAGCUGCGGAUAGACCCAUCCAACUUCAAGCUGUUCUCACACUGUUUGCUCGUCACCCUGGCCUGUCACAUGGGCGAAGAAUUCACACCGGUUGCACAUGCAGCAAUAGACAAGUACCUGUCAGCAUUCUCAGCUGUGCUCGCCGAGAAAUACAGAUGAGACUCAGUCACGUGUUUCCAGGAAGUACAAGAGGCAUUUAUGAUUAUUUAUGA
Scomber japonicus (chub mackerel) is the source of this 904-nucleotide messenger RNA. It is a transcript of the gene hbae4, whose product is annotated as Hemoglobin subunit alpha-D-like. The transcript is spliced from 3 exons. Gene Ontology annotation, biological process: hydrogen peroxide catabolic process; oxygen transport. Gene Ontology annotation, cellular component: hemoglobin complex; haptoglobin-hemoglobin complex; blood microparticle. Bases 426 to 851 code for a protein of 141 amino acids. Gene Ontology annotation, molecular function: oxygen carrier activity; organic acid binding; haptoglobin binding. The record is from RefSeq and is a predicted model, not a curated record. Lineage: Eukaryota; Metazoa; Chordata; Actinopteri; Scombriformes; Scombridae.